Messenger RNA from Carassius gibelio (silver crucian carp), 4619 nucleotides. Its product is annotated as transmembrane protein 222. The transcript has 6 exons. The record is from RefSeq and is a predicted model, not a curated record. Lineage: Eukaryota; Metazoa; Chordata; Actinopteri; Cypriniformes; Cyprinidae. The coding region runs from base 93 to 644 and encodes 183 amino acids.
CCGAAGGUAUCCCGGGAACGCGCCGCUCGCGUCGCCCGCGCGCUGCAGAUCCAGGAAGCGGAACGAAUGAAGUUCAUUUCUCACAGCUGGUGAUGGCGGAUGCUGUCGAAAUAGAGACCAUGAAGAAUUAUAACAUAGCGUUUGAGAGGAUAGACCCGAGCAUUAGCCGCUACCCCUACUGUAUUGUAUGGACGCCAAUCCCCGUGCUAUCAUGGCUGUUUCCAUUCAUUGGCCACAUGGGCAUCUGCACCUCCUCUGGAGUGAUCCGGGAUUUUGCAGGUCCAUACUUUGUCUCAGAGGACAACAUGGCGUUUGGAAGACCGACGAAGUACUGGAUGUUAGACGUCAGUAAAGUGUAUGCCAGUGGAUCUAAUGCGUGGGACACUGCAGUUCACAACGCAUCAGAAGAGUACAAACAGAGAAUGCACAACCUUUGCUGUGACAACUGUCACUCGCAUGUGGCCAUGGCCCUCAACCUGAUGUGCUAUGAUAACAGCACCUCAUGGAACAUGGUGAACCUCUGCCUGCUGGCACUCAUUCAUGGCAAACACGUCAGUUGUGUAGGCUUCCUGAAGACCUGGCUGCCUUUCUGCAUCUUGACCAGUGUCCUCUUGGCUGUGACUCUGUCUCUAAACCUGCGAUGACCCAGCGGGGUCACAUAGAGGUGAACAGUGCCCAUAGGAGACCCGUCGCUCCAGCUCCAGCGGGACUCCAGUGAAGGUCAACUUGACGUCCAGCUCUUCAAAGUGCAGAGGACCUCAACAUCAAAAAUCAAACGCUAGACCUCUUCGUCGUAGGGUAGAGACAGCAAAUACACCAUGGCUUGAACGUCUCGUGGUGAUGUACGAAACGCUAUUUCGUACGAAACGUCUUAUAUUUUAAAUAUAACUUGAAUAUGAAUUUCUCAUGAUGCUAGGUUCUUUCUGAGGAGAUAGUUUAUUGCAGAAGCAAUGCUUUAUAUAUUGAGAGAUUCUGGAAGAUGGAUAAAAAACGUAUUUAAAUGAAUACUUUUCAUAUUUAGUUUCUUUUAAGAGUACCCUUUUAGUCAUUUUAUUGGCAAGGCUAACCAUCAAUAUAAAUGGCUUUUAAUAUUGUAGCUUGGCAUGUUUUAAAGUCUAAAUGUUUUUAUACAAAAAUCAAAUUAACAUAUAGCAUUCAAAAAUUGCUAGUUAAUUAAUAAGCACAUCUUGUUUGCAUUAUGUAUUUGAAAGCAUUAUUUGCAUUGCCUGGCCAGCUAUAUUGCAUAAGUUAUAGUAUUAAUGAAUUUUCUUUUUUAUGGCACAAACCAUUAUGAAAUCCCAUUCAAAAGUGACAGGAUUUGAUUUUAUCCAUUGGGAAUUGAUUGAGUCUGGAAAAAAGCAUGCAUUCCAUAGCAGAACAGACCAGACAUGAAUGAAGUUUAAGUGGCUUUGGUUAAUUUGAGGAACGUUUAUGAAGACAGACAUUUAGUUACAAAUGUUAACAUGCACUAACAAAUCCUGCACAGUAAGACCAGGAAUGAAGGAGAGUAAAUGAGUUGAUAAUGUUGCCUUUGAUAAAUCUUUGUUUUCCUGAGAAUCACUUGAGUCACUUUUCAGGGGUUUCAGGUGUUCUCUUUGAAGGUUUUACUCUUUCAAUGCUUCCAAUGUCUGUUUUCAUAAGAAAUAUCAAAGGUAUUUUGUUAUAUUGACUGUUGACUUGGUAUAAUGGCACAGUAUGCACAGUCUAACAUUCAUAUCACAUAUAAAAAUAAUAACAUGAUCUAUGUUCCAUGUGAGGUCCAGGAGCUGUAUAAUGCUUAUUAAACAAAUUAAGCCAGAACACUGAAAUCUGUCAAGCACACGUCCAGGUUAUUAUUUCAACCCAAAAUCAAAAAGAUUUUUUAAGAAAAUGAAGCCUGUUUUAUAUUAUAUUUUACAUGUGAAAUUGUUUUUAUGGCAAUUAUGCACAUUUCCUACUGUAAGAAAAAUAUUUAUUAAUGAAUUGUAUUAAUAUUAUUAUAUUUUAUUUACAAAUUGAAAAAAAAAUACUUAAAAUUUACAGUAAAAAAUGGCAGCUGUGGUUGCCAGAAUUUUACCGUAACAAAUAAAGUAGUAACAGCCUUUAUAUACCCUUAUAUACAAAACUGAUAAGAAAAAACUAUGAAGACACGUAGUUAUUUCAACAAAGAAGCAUCAGAUUUGAAAUGUAACGCAGGGAAUUCUGGGAAUGUUAACUUACGGUUGUUCACUGUAAAUUAUAUGGUCUUUUUCACUUCCAAAAACGGUAUACUACUGUAAAAUUACAUGUAAUGUCCAAUACAGUUUUUCAUCGUAUAUAGUAGGGGAAAUUAACGUUAACCAUUUAGCAGGUUUUUACUGUAGCAGUACAGUAACUUUUACCGUUAAAGUGAUUUUUUACAGUGUACAUCACAGCAGUAUUUGUAGCACUACUUUUAUUUUAUUUCUUCCAACAACAGUAAAAACUAUGUUAAAGUAAGAAAAUUUUGGAGAAAAAUGUUAAACUGUCACAGAAAUCUUAACAGACUUUGAUUUCUUGAUGCAAACUAUAUUUUUUUUUCCUUCUGAAAUGAGGUGUAAAUAUGGUCUGUAUUUUGAAUUGAUUAAUCGGUGUAUAAUUAGGAAGAAAAUUAAAUCAAAUUAAAUUAAAUCUGAGAUCAUAAUUUGCUCUUAAAAAAAUAUUACAGUAUUUUUAUUGUAAUAAAAGUGAAACCUGUAUUAAGCAAAUUAAAAUCAAAAUGAAUGUUUUCAUUACAUACAAAUUUGUAUUAUCUUAAAAACAGGCUUUAUUUUCUUUAUGCAAAAUCUAUUUUUGUUUGCCUCUGAUUUCACUUGGAUCUGAUUGGUGAAUAAUCAGGAAGAAAAGCAAUCCCAAAGUCAAACUGGGUGAAAUCAAACCUUCAUUACUGUAAUCCAGAGCACAGAAAUCCUUUCCGUACAUCUGUUUUCAUUUCUGAGCGUUUAGUUUCAAACACUGAUCGAAUCCUGCCGUAAUCCUGGACACCAAACCUGUCUCCAUGGUGCCUGUGUGAUCAAAUCCCCUCUUUGUUUCAUGUCAAAGAGAAAAAAUCACUCAACCCCCCUCUUACCUAUUGCCCUCUUCUCACAUUUUUCUUUUCUCUUCUCACACUCCCUCUGUCUUUGGAAGUAUUGCCAAGAGCAGCAGGUAGCCGAGCCGAGUGUGUUUCGUGUCGUGUGAGUGUGUGUGUGUGUGUGUGUGUGUGUGUGUGGCCCCUGCUGGUCCUGGUUAGAGCUGAUCACAUUAGAGUCUGUGUGAAGUGUGACGUUCAUACUGACGGCUUUCCUGUCUUCAGAGAUGUGAACCAGUGGAUCAGAAGCACAUUCGACUCUUUAGGUCCUCACAGCAGCCCAGCGGUUCCCAUUUCCUGUCUGUAAUCUCUAAAUGCUCAUGGCAUUCCUCAGCUUUAUACUCUUAUCAAAACAUUCAUCCAUUCAAACAUUUUCCAAAAACAUGGAAAAUGGGAAACAAAACAGGGCCUGAAAAUAUUUGAUCCCCUGCUGAUUUUGUAAGUUUGCUCUCUUAGAAAGAAAUGAAGCAACUGUGAUUUUUAUGGUAGGUUUAUUUUAACGUAUAAAGACAAAAUAUCAACCAAAAAAAAAAUAGAUUUGCAUUUCAGUGAGUUGAAAUCGAGUUACCCUAUUCAUGGAAAGUGCCAGUUAAUAUUUUCAUUUAUUUCUGGCAUUUACACAUUUCUGUUUCUGUCUGUUAGCUGAUUCCAAACUUGCAUGUGCGUAAAAAUGAGUGCAAUCGUUUUGCUCUCACGCACUGCUAAGCUUGUCAUUGUGUCAACUUUGCACAACUACAAACAAACGUUUAAUAUUUAUAGUGUCACUUCAUACCUUUUGCAGCUGUAUUAGUGUGUUGUGCAUGUGUCUGAUACAGAGAAAGUCUAAAGUGAUUUUGAUGGUUGGUAUUGAAAUAAUCGAAUGCUAAUAACCAAGUGCAUAUUUUACGAUGACGUUUUUAAAUGCUAUAUUUUGCCUAGAGAACUGGCCGUGUGUGUGUGUGUGUGUGUGUACUGUAUGUGUGAGGUAAUGCCUGCUUGACUAGAUGCAUUGUUUACAAUGGCUGCUGAGUGUUAGAUAAAUAUGAGUAUAACAGAAUGUUUUUGGUUUAGAUAUUUUAGAAUAACGCCAAUCAUUCAGUAGAGCUCAUGGAACAACAGGGUGAAAACACCUAAGGCCUUUCUUACUCCAAAUGAGUGACUGGGUAGUUUUAUAUUCACAAGGCAAUACGCUUCUGUGCUAAUCUGUAAUACAGUAAUGUGAAGAUAGAUGACUGUGCUUCAUCUAAUUUAUUUUUAGAAAUUGGUAUUGGUCUUCCAUUGUCUUUUCCUUUCUUUUUUUCUCCCAAGAACCCAAUAACGGUCAUUUGAAAUCGAGUUAAUGAGUUUGCACAAUAUAUUUCCUCAUAGCCUGCGUCCAUAGUGAGAAAUGCUGGCAAAAGCCAAUAUACUGUCAUCAAAAACCAGUGAAAACAUAGAAUAAUCUUCAUAAUUAAUUAACAGUCCCCAAUGUUGCGUAACUAUCAAACUCCAAACCAAUUUUGCCAACAAUAUAAGUUAUGAUGGAUAAUGUUCAUGCAUUAUUGAUAUCAAUAAAAGAUGUUUACUAUUACAA